Molecule: messenger RNA, 4209 nt
Organism: Pseudoliparis swirei
Lineage: Eukaryota; Metazoa; Chordata; Actinopteri; Perciformes; Liparidae
Gene: tmcc1a
Product: transmembrane and coiled-coil domain family 1a
Cellular component (GO): endomembrane system
Source: RefSeq, a predicted model, not a curated record
GGAGGAGGAGGAGGAGGAGGAGCGGGUGCCGCCGCCGCCGCUCGCUGAACGUCCGUCAGCUCCAACAGUUUGCUAUCACCCCGUUACCUGUGGGCCCGAUGUUGUCGUCUCCUCCGAUGAAGGGAAUCCGUCGUGACGAUGGACCCGAGGUGAUCCAGUGAGUCACGCCGACAGUCAGGCUGAUGCUUCUGGCUCCUGAAUCACAGAUGCAUGCUCCCAAUGUGGAUCCUUCCCUCUGACCUCCACUGAGCCGCUCCAAGCCUCCAGCAGACAGACCCAUCUCCACUCUACUCUACUCUAGUCUUCUCCUCUUCAGUCCUUAUCCUGCUCUGAGCCUCUGGCGUCUCACUGAUAAGACAGGGACGUGUCUGAUUGGACGAUUCCUCCCUGCUAUCCACGCAGCCGGGCCCCAGUUCAGGUCCUGGAACUGGAAGAGAGGUCGGGGGGGUCGCAGGGCCCCGAGUUGAAAAGGGCCUCGUCCCAGUCGGAGCGCCCCUCCCUCAGUAAGAUGAGCGUGGGGGGUCUGGGCCAGGGGCUGAAACAGCUGUUCCAGCAUCAGCGUAAACGCCUCUCUCGCUCCGCCGUCCCCUCUUCGUCGUCCUCCUCGUCUUCGUCCGUGGCGUCGGCGAGCGGCGCCUCCCCCUCCGCCCCGGAGGAGGACGCCUCGGGGCCCCCCCGCCGUCCCGAAUCUGACCCCCUCUCUGCACCUGUGGUUCCCCCCGCAGCCGGCCGGGGCUCGGGCGUCGCCGCGGCAACGAUGAGGCGCGGCACCAGCCUGCAGAGCCGCCGCAGCAGAGCGCCCGGGUCGGGAUCCGGGAGCGGGGACCGCGACCCGCUCCUGCGAGGCAGCCCCCGGACCCCGCACCGCCGCCACACACACGACCCGCAGCAGCACACCAGCCGCCCGCGCUCCUCGUCCAUCAACGCCGCCGCCGCCGCGCCCAGCAGCCCCACGCCCGGGUGCACCGGAGGCGACGUGGUGCUGUCGUCGGGGUACCAGUCCACGGAGGAGACGGACAGGAUCGACCGGCUGGAAGUGAGCGGCCUCGGCCCGACGCCCCUGGCCGUGCCGUGCGGCGCCGACGGCUCGUUCCCGGGCGCCGAGGACGCCGCCCCCGACCCCCAGCGCACCAAGCAGGCGAUCGGCCAGCUGCAGCAGAAGAUCCUCAAGCUCACCGAGCAGAUCAAGAUCGAGCAGACGGCGAGGGACGACAACGUCGCCGAGUACCUGCAGCUGGCCAACGACGCAGACCGGCAGCAAAGCACGCGCAUCAAACAGGUUUUUGAGAAGAAGAACCAGAAGUCUGCGCAGAGCAUCCAGCAGCUGCAGAGGAAGCUGGAGCACCAGCACCGCAAGCUGCGGGAGGCGGAGCUCAGCGGCGUCCCGCGCCACCCCAAGGAUGUGCUGCGCGACAUGCAGCAGGGCCUGAAGGGCGUCGGCGCCAAGGUCACGGGCUUCAGCGAGGGCGUGGUGGACAGCGUGAAGGGCGGCCUCUCCAGCUUCUCCCACGCCACGCACUCGGCCGCCGGCGCCGUCGUCUCCAAGCCACGGGAGAUCGCGUCGCUGAUCCGCCACCGGUUCGGCAGCGCCGACGACAUCCCGUCGCUGAAGGACUCUCUGGACGACGGCGCGGCGGCGGAGGAGGGGGGGCGCGGCGGCGGGGGCGGCGGCGGACACUCGCUGCCCGCCGCCGCCGCCGGGCCCCACCCGCUGCCGAGUCCCAGGUACGGCAGCGAGGACGACUGCUCGAGCGCCACGUCGGGCUCGGCGGGCGCCAACAGCACCACGGGGGCCCCCGGGGGCCCGCCGAGCUCCAGGGGAAACACGCUGGAGAGGAGCCAGAGCUCCGGCCUGGAGCUGCUGCUGCAGGAGGCGCAGGAGCUGCGGGAGGGCCAGUCGAGGCUGGAGGAGAACCUGGACGGCCUGAAGGGCCUCUACCAGAGGGACUACACGCUGCUCAUGCAGGCGCUGCAGGAGGAGCGCUUCAGGUGUGAGCGCCUGGAGGAGCAGCUGAACGACUUGACGGAGCUUCACCAGAACGAGAUCCUCAACCUGAAGCAGGAGCUGGCCAGCAUGGAGGAGAAGAUCGCGUACCAGUCCUACGAGCGGGCCCGAGACAUCCAGGAGGCGCUGGAGGCGUGUCAGACCCGCAUCUCCAAGAUGGAGCUGCAGCAGCAGCAGCAGCAGGUGGUGCAGCUGGAGGGUCUGGAGAACGCCACGGCCCGGACGCUCCUGGGGAAGCUCAUCAACGUGCUGCUCGCCCUCAUGGCCGUGCUGCUCGUCUUCGUGUCCACCGUGGCCAACUGCGUGGUGCCGCUGAUGAAGACGCGCUCGCGCUCCCUCUCCACCCUCCUCCUCCUCCUCCUGCUGGCCUUCCUGUGGAGGAACUGGGACGCCCUCUCGGGGUUCACGCACCGCGCCCUGCGGCCCCCGGGGUGACGCGGCGGCGGCACCGAGGCGAUGUUGUCACUUCGGCCGCGGUCGCGGCGUCGAGGAAAGGAGCGACCGGCGGCGGCGAGGAAAGGAGCCGAGGAAAGGAGCCGAGGACACUCGGGGGUUGAGUUCUCUCCGGGAGGACCAGACCGUUUACAUUUCUUGGACUCCGACUCUCCGCCGGCCCUCAGGAGACAGCGGCGCUGUCCUCACGGGUUUAAUCGAUUCAUCUCAUUAUUUAUUAAUAAUUUGAUUUUUUUAUUGUCGUUAUUCUACUCGGUACCGUGUAGCAUCGGGCAGUCGGGGAACCGGGCCGGCGAUUUGCUCCAAAGGCCCGGUUCACGUGACGACUCGGGAAGAGAGCGGACGCCCGGCUGUGAUUGGUGGAUUGUGAAAAACCUUCCUGGGAGCUGCUCCUUUUCUUGCUGUGAUGAAAUUUGUUCAUCCGGAAAAUUUGUGAAGGACAGACCGUGACCUCAGAGCGUGACCUCAGAGCGUGACCUCAGAGCGUGACCUCAGAGCGUGACCUCAGAGCGUGACCUCAGACUGUGACCUCAGAGCGUGACCUCAGAGCGUGACCUCAGAGCGUGACCUCAGAGCGUGACCUCAGAGCGUGACCUCAGACCGUGACCUCAGUGUGACCUCAGACCGUGACCUCAGAGCGUGACCUUAGAGCGGGACCUCAGUGUGACCUCUAAGCGUGACCUCUGAGCGUGACCUCAGACCGUGACCUCAGACCGUGACCUCUGAGCGUGACCUCUGAGCGUGACCUCAGAGCGUGACCUCCGAGCAUGACCUCAGACCGUGACCUCUGAGCGUGACCUCAGAGCGUGACCUCAGUGUGACCUCAGACCGUGACCUCAGAGCGUGACCUCAGACCGUGACCUCAGCGUGACCUCAGUGUGACCUCCGAGACCUUUUUGUGUUUCUCUUAGCGUUUCUAAUCGCUUUUACUUUAUUUCCCUCUUUUAUGAAAACGAGUAAAAAGCCGUUUCACAAGGGAGACGACGACGCAAAGACGGAGAGGGGGGAGGAGCUUCAAUGGGCUGAUCGCCAUAGAAACGGCACAUAAACACGUACAGAGAACAUCGGGUUAUUAUUUUGAAUGAGUGAAGUUGAUUGUCCAGGCGACUUGUCUCCCCGCCAUGCUGGAUGAGGUCAGGUGAGCGAGGCGAGAGAGAGACCCUCAGUCCGAUGCUCGUCUUCUCCUCUUCGCGUUCAUCUCCUCCGGCCCGCCUUUCUAUUUUUUUUUCUCACGAGUCCGCCGCUCUUGCGGUGGUCAUCACCCAGUGCCAAACGCUUCGUCCACCGGGGGGGGGGGGGGGGUAUCCUGACGCAAUCCACGAGACUCUGAACACUUGAAUCCGUCGGCUCCGGAGCGUCCAUCUUUUUAUUUAUUUGUACUCGACGACACUUCAAAUACUUUGUUGUGUUUUUCACGCCGAGGAGCCGAUUCCCGAGAUGAAUUUCUUUUGAGCUGCACUUUAGCACAAGGCCAGAUGACACGGAGGCUCUCAAAGGUCGUCGGGUUAAAGACGAGGAGGAAGACGAGGAGUUGGCUCUUCCUCGGAGAGGAAACUCGCUCCAUUUCUUGAUUUCAUUGAUUCUGUUUCCACACGUUGAGAGGGGGGCUGACCUUUGACCUCGGCUUGACCUUGCAGUAACACCUGUUGCUGUCGGGGGAGGGGGGGGGGGUUGUUGUGUGCUGAGCCACUCCAGUGCCUUCUGAUGUCCUUUUGUACGUGUGGAAUAAAUAAAGUGCAUUCCCAAACUAA